Molecule: messenger RNA, 739 nt
Organism: Cyprinus carpio (common carp)
Lineage: Eukaryota; Metazoa; Chordata; Actinopteri; Cypriniformes; Cyprinidae
Gene: glod5
Product: glyoxalase domain-containing protein 5
Source: RefSeq, a predicted model, not a curated record
AUGUCCUCGGUGGCGGGUGUAAUAGAGUGAUUACGGCAGGGUCACUAGCGUUUGUCAUUAUCCAGUUAGACUUGUUUCUGUGGUUUUGUGAGUCCAGACAGGUUAGCACAGGUGAUAUCGUCAGUGAUUUUUGACUUUCCGGUGAUAAUAUGGCUCUACGCGUAUGCGGGACUUUUCUGCGUUCUUACUCGAGCCACGGCAAGUCAGUUCUCGGUGGACUCUCAUCCGUCCGGUUCAAAAGUUCCUGUCCAGUUCACAUCAGUCAUCUGGACCACCUGGUGCUCACGGUUCGGGACAUGAACAAAAGCACACAUUUUUACUCCAAGGUUUUGGGGAUGGAGGUCGUCACUUUUAAGGGCGACCGUAAAGCUCUGAGUUUUGGAGAGCAAAAACUCAACCUGCAUCAGGCUGGGAAGGAGUUUGAGCCCAAAGCCAAAACCCCAACACCAGGAUCUGCUGACCUGUGUCUGAUUACCAAAACCCCCCUGACAACCGUCGCUGCCCACCUCAAGGCAUGUGGAGUGACAAUAGAGGAGGGUCCCGUUGACAGGACGGGCGCUGUGGGUCCUAUCCGCUCCCUCUAUUUUCGUGAUCCUGAUGACAACUUGAUUGAAGUCUCCAAUUACCAACAGUAGACAGCAGGGGCGCUGUAUCAUUGCCUUAAGAUGAAUAUGAACAUGUACUCAGAUGCCUUCCCAAAGAUGUUUUAAACGUAAUAAUAAACAAGGUUUCAAAACAA